This is a messenger RNA of Vicia villosa (hairy vetch), 897 nucleotides long. RefSeq lists its product as uncharacterized. NCBI's taxonomy places the organism in Eukaryota, Viridiplantae, Streptophyta, Magnoliopsida, Fabales, Fabaceae. The transcript has 5 exons. The coding region runs from base 1 to 897 and encodes 298 amino acids. The record is from RefSeq and is a predicted model, not a curated record.
AUGUCUCUAAAUAUAGGGGGUCACUUUGUGGGAGACGGUUUUGGUGACUGGAAGAAUGCUCAAAGGUUGGCUAAUCAUGCUACUUCUUCCAAUAGACAUGUUGAUUGUGUGCAUAUGGUAUUGCCCCUUUUAUUCACUCUUCUGAAGAAAACAAGUGAAAAAGCCAGAAAAAAGGGAUUUCCAAUCAAUGGUGUGUUUUGUAUUUUGAUUGAUGAACUGGUGAUGUUGCUGGUAAAGAACAAAUGGUUAUUGUUAUUCGCUGUUAAUAAUGAAGGUUUGGUAAAAGAAAGGUUUCUUGGCAUUGUAAGUGUUAAAGAAACAAGUGCUAAGUCACUUAAGGAGGAACUUGAGAAGUUGUUGUCUAUUAAUGGCUUAGGUAUAUCUAGCAUUAGGGGGCAAGGGUAUGACGGAGCUAGCAAUAUAAGAGGAUUUACAAAUGAUUUGAGUGUAGCGUUACAAAAGCGUGAUCAAGAUCUUUUGAAUGCUUUGUCACUUAUUAAUGCUACCAAACAAGAAUUACAAGAAAUGGGAAAUGAUGGAUGGAAAGAACUUAUAUCUAAGGUUAUGCAAAUUUGCAAUAAGCUUGAUAUUGAUGUGCCUGAUACUGAUACAUCAUAUGUGCAAGGGAAGAAACUUAGGCUACAUGCUACAACUUAUAGUAUUUCUAAUUUUCAUCAUUAUAAACACGGAUGUUUAUUUAAUGUUUUAGAUUUGCAGUUGCACGAGCUCAAUGCUAGGAUGGUUGAACUUUAUCCAAAUGAUUUUGUAGAUGUGCCGGAAGUGGUGCUGCGACAUCAGCUUCAGAAUUAUGUUAGAAAUGUUCGAUGUGGCCCAAAAUUUGCAAAGUUAAAAGGACUUUCAGAUCUUUCUGCAAAAAAUUUGGAAACUAAUAAGUGA